UAAACGCACACAAAAACAUCGAACGUCUUUUAUACAAAGUUUUUUCGGGAUUGCUGAUCGACUGGGAAAAUACAAGAGUUGUUAUGUGAUUGCCAAAAAUUUGAAGGAAGUAAAAAAUACAAACUUGACGAGAUGUGGGUUAAGCCUCAGGAAGUGUUACUCGCCAACGCGCUGUGGGUAACUGAGCAGGCGAGUCCUUACUUUGUUCUGCAAAGACGGCGAGGUCAUGGGAGCAGCAAAGGACUUUCGUCAAUUCUUGUCGGCACCCUUGACAGCGUUUUUGAUACAAAACCACCUCCCUACAGAAUACUCCACCAAACACCAAAUGCGGAAGUUUUUCAAAUGAUUGCUUGCUCCCUAACUCAUGCGGAAAUCGAGGAAAAUUGGGAAUGGCUCCAAAGAAAUAUCAUGGACACUCUCUCGACAUUUGAUUCUGAAGAUGAUGUGACUGAGUUUGUUUGUUGUAAAAUCCACUCUCUAAUUGCAAGCCAAGCCCCAGCAAUUGAAGAUGAAGAGACAAAAACAUUUAAGACAACUGCAUUCAAAUUUCGAAGUCUCUUCAAUUUCCCUGCUGAGGAAAAGCUGGUCAGUUACUACUCAUGUAGCUAUUGGAAGGGCAAGAUGCCUCGGCAGGGCUGGAUGUACUUGACAGUGCAGCAUCUCUGCUUUUACGCAUACAUUUUAGGCAAAGAAACUCGGCUCGUCAUCAGAUGGAUUGAUGUGACUGCUCUGGACAAAACAAACAGCCUUCUCUUUCCUGACAGUAUAAGAGUAGCCACAAGAGAGAAGGAGCAUUACUUCUCGAUGUUUCUUCACAAAACAGAGACGUUCACAUUAAUGGAGCAACUGGCUAACUUGGCUAUGAAGCGGCUGAUGGACGAGAAGAGCGGAUUUAAUGAAGACAAAGAGCUUCUAAAAAAACUGAGCAUCAACGUCCCGAGGAAGGAUUCAUUCUUGAAAAGAGACCUUGAUGCAAGGGCCCACUCUGAAGCAUAUCGCUUGAAAUUUCACCUGCCGAACAGUGAGAAAUUAGACGGUACAUCAGAUGCCACUCUUUGGACUCCGUACAACAAACAACAUGUUUGGGGAACUCUUUAUUUGUCCCAAAAUUUUGUCUGCUUUGAUAGCCGAGUCGCAAAUCUUGUAAUUUUAGUGAUAUCUCUAAGAGAAGUUGGGUUAGUUGAAAAGGUCGAGUCAAACAACAUUGGAAAUAGUGACCUUUCAAUGCUCAUUACCAACAAAAAUUCGUCCUCCUUUUUAUUUUCAAAUCUUAAAGAUAGGGAUUUUGUCAUAAGAAAAAUAUCUGAGCUAUUAAGUAGAAUUAGAGUUAACAUCACAACGUCGAUUUCCUCUGCUGGAAGCAACACAGAAUCUGAUUACAAUAAUGACUUUGCCAACUGGAAUCCUCAACCACCUCUGAUGACACUGUUUGAGUUUCCCAACCCCUCUCCACCUGAAAUUGAGGCUGAAAAGGAGGCACAAUGGGAAAAGCAUUUCACCGAGUUUGGUCGAGGCAUUACCAUGUACCGCACAAUAGACCUGGCAAAGUUGGUGCUCGUCGGCAUUCCAAACAGUCUACGAAAGGAGCUGUGGACAAUAUUUUCAGGAGCAUUGACUGACAUGUCUAUGGCUGAGCCAGGCUUGUACCGGUCUUUGGUGAAUCAAGCAUUCCAAAAAACUUCAACUGCCAAUGAUGAGAUUGAACGAGAUCUUCAUAGGUCACUGCCAGAACACCCUGCAUUCCAGUCAGAAGUAGGAAUAUGCGCUCUGAGGAGAGUACUAAGGGCGUAUGCAUGCAGGAAUCCUCAAAUAGGUUACUGCCAAGCCAUGAACAUAGUCGCUUCAGUUUUACUUUUGUUUUGCUCUGAAGAGGAGAGCUUUUGGCUGCUAACUGCUGUCUGCGAACAAAUGUUACCAGAUUACUACAAUUCAAGAGUCGUUGGGGCCCUAGUUGACCAGGGCGUCCUUGACGACUUGACAAGAACUCAUCUGCCCGAGCUACAUGCUAAACUUGAUGAUCUCGGAAUGAUAAGAAUGAUUUCACUUUCUUGGUUCUUAACAAUAUUUCUAAGUGUCAUGCAUUACGACAGUGCCGUCAUAGUGGUAGAUUGUUUCUUUUACGAUGGUGCCAAAGUUAUAUUUCAACUGGCGCUGACUAUCUUAGAAAACAAUCAGGAUGCCCUUCUUGCAUGCAAGGAUGAGGGAGAGGCCAUGCAACUACUCACAAACUACCUUGAAGGUGUAACAAACGACGAGAUUAGUGAUAAUUUGAUAUCUCUUCACAAAGAUCACGAAGUAAUUGUGAAGAGCAUCUCGGUGCAAAAUCUACUUUAUGAAGCGUACAGCAAAUAUGGAAGCCUCCUAACUGAUGCAGGCAUAGAAAGAAUGAGAUUGCGCCACAGAUUGAGAGUUGUUCAAUCUCUUGAAGACAGUGUCAGUCGUAAUGUAGUCAGAAGUGUUGCUCCAGAUGGAUUCUUCACUAAUGAGGAGUUAUUGGAUUUGCUUUCACUUGUUAGAGAAGAACAAUUGUGCCAGAGAGGGAGCCAACCUGCUCGAGUAGCUAAUAUCGAUCCAUCCAUGCCACAUUACGAACUUUUUAAGAUAGAAUUUGAGCUCUUUCAGUUGUUAUUUAUCGGUCUUUCACCUUGGGGUCACUGUUCUCAUGCAGAAUCUCUUGCUGCCAGAUUAUUUAGAUUGAUGGACAGGGAUGGAGAUGACUUUUUAAACUUCCGAGAGUUAGUGGCAGCAUUUGGGAUGACUUCUUCUGCAGAUCUUACUCAGCGCUUAAAGCUAUUGUAUAUUUUGCAUUUGCCUCCUUUGUUGUCUGCAGCUGAAAUCGAAUCUCCUCAACAAGAGAGUGACGCUGAAGUCGCAGCAGAAGCCACAGAUUUUUUUGAUAGUUUCGAACAACAAGCAAGCUGUCUGGGUUAUGAUCUUUUGGCAGACAGAAUGGCUAGCCCAGAUUUAGAUGGAACGCAAUGGAGGAAAAUGAGUGUAUCUAGUUUGCACUCUCUGGUUUUGCCAAGCAAUUCAAGCAGGCUACAUUCCAAAGCCAUUCCCUGCAUGGCCCAGCCUUACUUCAUAUCCCUGUGGAAGACCUUGUACGACAUGUUCCAUGCUGAACCAGAAGAUGAGGAAACAUACCAUUCCAUUGCAAGCAUCGGAACUCUACUAUUGCAGCUAGGAGAUGUUAAUAAGAAAUUUCUUGUUUCUCGGCAAGCUUCUGUUGACAGUUUGCAAACACCAAGCUUAAAGGCUGAAACUCCCUCCAGUCCUCGAUACAAAGCGCCCCCCAACUUAGUUAUGGGAGAGGAAGAUGAUAAUGGAAACUCUUCUGUAAACAUGGAAAGCAGUGAAAGUAGUGGCAGCAAUUAUGCAUUGGCACUGCAAGCGUCUCCAAGCACAGAUGAAGAUGAGAAAACUCCAAACAACAACACAAGGAAGAAAACGGAUGGUCCCCCUCAAUGGUCUAUAACCUUGGACCAAUUUUUAGCAUCAGCCUUGACAGGAGCACCAAUUGUCACGUUCUUUGAAAGAAGAAUUAAUUUGAUAGAAGCAAUCGACCGUUUCAGGAAGCGUAGAUAUGUCAGACUACAAUCGUGGCCACCAGAGCCUACUGCUGCAAGCAGUCCAGAACGAAAAGUUUAGUAUUUAUGUUCAAAACUAAAUGCAGUUUACCAGUUCCUUAAAAUAUUAUUUUAAUAUCAGUUUUUCUGCCUGAAUUGUUGAUUUUUUAUUUUAUUUUAAUGAAGAAAGAUAUUUACAUUUUAAAUUUAAAGAGUUUAAGUACGUAAAUCAAAACAAUUUCAUGUGAUAUUUUAUCAGGUGAAUUAAAAUUUGGAAGCUCAUUUGCAAUUUUUGCUCUCAUAAAUAUCGUGACUCUAAAAAUAAAAUAUCAUACUUCUA
Messenger RNA from Neocloeon triangulifer, 3906 nucleotides. It is a transcript of the gene Tbc1d8-9, whose product is annotated as TBC1 domain family member 9. NCBI's taxonomy places the organism in Eukaryota, Metazoa, Arthropoda, Insecta, Ephemeroptera, Baetidae. Bases 133 to 3648 code for a protein of 1171 amino acids. Gene Ontology annotation, molecular function: calcium ion binding. The record is from RefSeq and is a predicted model, not a curated record. The transcript has 20 exons.